AUGGCCCACGCCUACCGACCGCUACAGGAAUCAAGCGCCAGCGGCGGAGACUCUGGAGAGUUCAGGCUUAUUGAACUUCGGAGAGGCGCUUCAGGAGAGCCUAUUGUAUGCAAGCUGCAUCACUAUCCUCUCGACCAAGCGCCACAAUACGAUGCCAUCUCCUAUGUCUGGGGUGACCCCACAGAUACUCGCGAGAUAAGUAGUCCCGCCGGCUCGAAACAGAUCACAAACAAUCUGCACUCUGCUCUUCAACAAUUUCGCCACCCCGAUCGAGAGCGUCUUCUGUGGGCAGAUGCAAUCUGCAUCAACCAGGCCGAUAUCGUGGAGCGCGGGCAUCAAGUUGCUGUGAUGCGAAAGAUCUACAAUGGCGCAUCGAAUGUCUUGAUCUGGCUAGGAGGCGAGACAGGUACCGACGAGGAUGCUUUCGGAGCUAUCGAUAUCCUCAACGAAAAACUUCCGUUAGAGUACGGCCUCCUGCAAGAGACUCGCGCGAACGUUUCAAUGGCAGACAUUAACGCAGCUGGGCAAUUCCUCUCGAAGCCAAGGUGGCAGGCACUGGGUCGACUAUUCGAAAAUCCCUGGUUCUCUAGAGUCUGGGUGAUCCAGGAAGUGGCUUAUGGAAAGGAUGCAAUGGUGUUCAGGGGCUCGCGGUCGGUGUCAUGGACAAUUUUCCGUUCUGUCGCUUCUCGGAUUCUUGGCCAUCACCUGUCCAACUGGCUCGAAGCAUCACAACCGGAUGCUAUGGUAGAUACAUUGAGGCACAUUUCGACUGUGAUGCGACGGGAUAUCGCGUUUCAGAACGAUUUCUUCAAGAUGCUGUGUCUUUGCCGGACAUUCAAAAGUACUGACCCUCGAGACAAAAUCUAUGCACUAUUGGGCAUGUCAACGGACCCCGUAGCAAGAAGGAUACGGCCAGACUACACCAAGGAUAUCACGAGUGUGUUUGUCGAGUUUACAGUCGCAGAUAUGACCGCCCAGACAUCGUUACGACAUAUCAUCGUCGCACCAUCAUACGCGCGUAGCGAGAGCAUGGAUCUGCCUAGCUGGGUUCCCGACUGGACCCAGGCUCCUGCCGCCAUGAAUUUCGACUUUAUUGCAACAUACCGAGCCUCUGGUGAUGUGCCACCCCGAUUCUCAGUGUCGCGAGACGGCCGAGUGCUAUACGUGACCGGGAAACAUCUCUCCUCGCCAGCCAAGAUAGGGAAGACUAUCUCGGAGAUACAAGCCGUGAACGAACAUCUCAAUGCGACCGGCCAGCAGCGACAGCCCACAUUCAAAUGGAUAUACGACUGGCUGACCGACUGCCACGGCGUAGCGUUUGGAGAGAACGUCAACAUAUCUCGCGAUUUCUGCGACACCGAUGAAUACACAGCGUUUCUCAAGGCCCUCUGUUGCGAACUCGAUUAUGACGUUUCAACGCCACCGUUCGAUAGUUAUCUUCGAUCCAUACGUUACAUGUACCGACAUGCCAAGACGCUACUGGGUCUGUAUAACCCCGAUGCGACUCUACAGUCCGACAGCUACUAUAAUGUUGCGAGCGUCUUCUCGCAGCAAGUUCUGGUCCUGCAACGCGAUGUCCUGAACUCUGUCCUCUUGAAGCGCUUUUGCCGACUAGCUACUGGUCAAAUUGGAUGGGUUUCCCCGGACACACGGUUGACGGACACGGUCUCCGUUCUGUACGGUUGUCGACAUCCAUUGGUACUGCGUCCGGUUGACGAAAUCCACGUCAAGCUGGUCGGGGACUGCUAUUUCCAAGGGUUGAUGGACGGUCAAGCGUUGCGUAGCAACUCGUUUAGCGAGACUGAGUUCAAGAUCAAAUAA
Phaeoacremonium minimum UCRPA7 is the source of this 1821-nucleotide messenger RNA. Its product is annotated as putative heterokaryon incompatibility protein. The coding region runs from base 1 to 1821 and encodes 606 amino acids. The record is from RefSeq and is a predicted model, not a curated record. The transcript has a single exon. Lineage: Eukaryota; Fungi; Ascomycota; Sordariomycetes; Togniniales; Togniniaceae.